GACAUCGUGUAGCUCUGGAACUGGUCACGGCGUCAGUUUAGUCACGUGCGUUGUUGUUUAUAGUAUUUGGGGCGAUGACUUUUAUUUUACAAAAAAAAAAAAAAGAAAAGAAAAUGGCGCCCACAAAUAUUAGGAAAAAGAACCAUGUGGUAAAGGGGAAACCAAAAUCCGGCAGGGUUUGGAAAAGCGAAGGCAGGAAGAAAUCAACUAUUAUCAAUGUUAAAUCCUUACAUACAUCGUGGGAAAAGCGAAAAAAAGAAAGGGCCGAGAAGAUGUCCGUAAAGCAAUUUCAAAUGGAAAUUAAAAAGGCAGCCAGUGAAGAAAAGGAAAAAAGAAGAUUACGAGCAGAGGAAAACAAAAAAAGAAGAGAGGAGAACAUUAAAAACGCCGAAAUUGUCCAAAAGAUAACAAACUCGGCAAAAUUAAAAAGAAUGAAAAAGAAGCAACUUCGGCAAAUUAAAAAACGUUAGUUGCUGGCUAACUUUUUAAUGAUAAUGGCUUUUCCUUUUUUGUAGCACAGUCUCUGAUACUCUAGUUCAAAACAUAACAUGCUAGCUAAUGAACUAGCUCGCUAAAUAUACAGCUAUAAUAUUAUACAUCAUGAAACCAGAGAGGAGGAGAUACAGUAUACUAGGUAUUUAAUCUAUGAAUACUAUAACGAAAAUGGUUUGGUGACAGCACGGUUGGACAAGAUUCGUAUAUUUAGCUCUGUACACUUUAUUUCAAGGGGUGAUUUUUAUAAAAAAAAAAUAGAAUUUUUGUAAUAAACAUUUUAUUUCUGCAAGAAAUUAUAAAAUUAUAUGAAAUCUUUUCAUAUUUAUCAAUUCGGUUAGCUAUACUUUGCCUUGCCUUUGUGAUGAUUUUGACAAAUUACAUUUAAUUUACCUAUUUAAAAUUUUACUAGGAGAGGAAAAACCGAGCUUAAAUGGGAAAGAAUACAAAAAUGUAAAAAUUGGAGUAUUAUUAUGAUGAGUAAUCCUUAGUUAGCAUAUUUUCCUUAAAUAUGUAAUGCAAUAAUUUUCUAAAACAAAAUAUUUACUCAAAAUGUGAUAAAAGUUUCAGCUCGAAAAUUUAACGUUAUUUGAAGUUAUUUCUGUGAAUUGAGCAAAUUCAAAAAGACUGAAUAUAGUUUGAAAAAGCUAAACCCCAUUUUACUACCUAAUCGGACAAAUUUUCGCGCGGAUUUAAUUUCGCGAGGUCAAAUAAAUCGUAUUUCGCGAGGAUUUAAUUUCGCGAAUUUAGUCUUUUCAAAAAUUUCGCGAGGAUUUAAUUUCGCGAAUUCAGGCUUUCUAAAAAUUACGCGAGGAUUUAAUU
Molecule: messenger RNA, 1314 nt
Organism: Hydractinia symbiolongicarpus
Lineage: Eukaryota; Metazoa; Cnidaria; Hydrozoa; Anthoathecata; Hydractiniidae
Product: coiled-coil domain-containing protein 86-like
Exons: 1
Coding region: 75-470 (131 amino acids)
Cellular component (GO): nucleolus
Source: RefSeq, a predicted model, not a curated record